Messenger RNA from Penaeus indicus, 2065 nucleotides. Its product is annotated as nose resistant to fluoxetine protein 6-like. The record is from RefSeq and is a predicted model, not a curated record. Bases 1 to 1875 code for a protein of 624 amino acids. NCBI's taxonomy places the organism in Eukaryota, Metazoa, Arthropoda, Malacostraca, Decapoda, Penaeidae. The transcript has 15 exons. Gene Ontology annotation, molecular function: acyltransferase activity, transferring groups other than amino-acyl groups.
AUGCCCGCCUUAUGUCAUUGCGAUUAUGGACAUCAAAGUGAACAGCGCAUACGGCGGGCGGAGAGUGCGAUGAAAAACAAGUCUUGUCCCAGCGAAUCUCCUGUUACCAGUCUUUCGGGAACCAAGAAACAGGGCGGACAGGGACAGGCAACUAAGGAAAUGACGUCACUUGUCAGGCAGGAGCACCAGCACGUUUUCAACAUAGGUUUCCCCAAAUUCUUCAUCAAGAGACUAUUUGGCAGUGCCACUCAUACCUCACUGGAUGCCCUUCCUAAUCGAUCAUUUGAACCAUGUGACUACACUUACGACAUCUGUUUGACCUCUCAGGGCGAUAUGUCUUUUUCUCGCCGUGAGAUCGUGAUUGAGCCAGCAGUCGUAGCGCAGGGUCCCUUCCAUGGGAUAAAUAGAAAUAAGGAUCUGAAUAAAAACACUGUCAAGGAAGCCAACGGAAACCACAUCUCGGGAAAUGGCCCUCAGCCCCGACACGGAGCGCUAGAGGUUUUAUCUAUGACGUGGGUGAUCCUCGGCCACCAAUACGUCUUCGAUACACUCUUCAGCGUCAACCUGCAACACCUCCAGAAGUGGACCAACAGCCUGGUCUUCCAAGUGAUUGCUAACGCGUCUUUGAGCACGGAUUCCUUCUUCUUCCUGUCGGGGCUGCUGGUGACCUACGGCGUCCUGAAGGAGAUCAAGAGGACGGGCAGAGUUGAUAUCAUUAUGUAUUAUGUGCAUAGGAUUAUCAGAUUAACGCCACCCAUAGCUGUCGUCACGCUCUUUCUAGGGACACUGUUCAGGUUUCUCGCCUUCGGGCCAAUGGCGUAUUACGUGACUUCGAUGUAUACAAUCUGCUCUAACAAAUGGUGGUUUGAUGUCCUCUAUGUCAAUAAUUUCCUCGCCUUUAAUGAGACCACCAAUCAAAUAACUGAUUGCCUCGGCCAAUGCUGGUACACCGCCGCGGACACUCAGAUGUACCUUGUGGCUCCCCUCGUCCUGUUUCCCCUCGCCUACUCCCCUGCAAAAGGAAAGAUUCUUUUGUACGUGGUAACUUUAGCGUCAGUCGCAAUCCCUGCGGCGGUUAUCUCUGCCAAUGAUUUCCCACCUGGGUCGCUAAUAGGAGGUGAUGAAAACGUUGACAACGCGGGUUACCAAAAACUCGUGUACUACAAGCCGUGGUGCCGCAUGAGCGCCUACGUCGUAGGUAUCUGGGCCGGCUACAUCAUCUUUAAACAGGACUCAAAGAAACUCCACCUCUCGCCUAUGCAAGUGGUGUCGGGGUGGACAGUGGCCACAUUCUCGGCCUUGGCAGCGCUGCUCGGCAUGUGGAGUUACAACCAACUGUCAGUCGAGUUUGACUUCGACCCUAUGACCCAGGUCUUGUACGGCGGUCUCCACAGGGGCGUCUGGUGCGCGUCCCUGGCUUGGGUCGUGGUGGCUUGUCACUGUGGAUACGGAGGUGUGGUGAACGACUUCCUGUCUCAUCCCACGUGGCAGCCUCUCUCUCGCCUUACGUACAGCAUCUACCUCGUCGCUCUCCCUUUGCAACUUCUGGCAACAUUCAAUCUUAAGGAGCUCGUUUACUUCUCGCACAUAGACAAGAUCAUCCACGCGUUGGGCGCCGUCUUCAUCUCGAUCGUGGCGGCCGUGUUGCUGUCCCUCACAGCCGAAGCUCCGAUCCUGGGUCUGGAGAAACUCAUUUUUAGAAGACCUGGUCGAGGGGAAGACAAACCCAAACCCACCUCUCCAGAAGGCAAUAAGGGUCAUGAUAACCUCGCUUUCUCCAACGAAAUGACCGAGAAAGUCGAUGUCGAGGAAGAAAAUGUCAUAAUAGAAGGCGUGCCAUCGACCCUUCGAGAGGACGCAGUAACCCAAUUUUAGGUCUUUUCGCUGAGUUAUUAUCUUCAGUUGGGGUCUCUGUCUCUGUCUCUGUCUGUCUGUCUGUCUGUCUCUGUCUCUCUAUCUCUCUGUCUCUAUCUCUGUCUGUCUGUCUGUCUGCCUGUCUCUCUCUCUCUCUCUCUCUCUCUCUGUCUCUGUCUCUCUCUUUCAUUCUCUCUCUCUCUCUCUCUCC